AGAGAGAGAGAGAGAGAGAAAGAGGGAGGGGAGGUUUAUCCAAACACUGGUGAGACAGAAGUUUCAGCUCUACGCUUCACACACAGCCAGGACAGAAGAUACCACACGCAAACGUGCAGAUACGAUGCUGCUCCCAGCGAGCGCGCUAAUUGGCCUGCUGUGCCUGAGUCAUGCGGGGGGCGUCUGGGGAUUCGCCCGUCUGCUGGACGACGUGGAGUUACGCUCAGCUUUCUCGGUUGCACGCACCAACAGCAUGGAAGGCGGACCCAAGAUGACGGUGACCUUUGACACUGUUUACGUCAACAUCGGCGGUGAUUUUGACCCCAAGGCUGGCUUGUUUCGUUGCCGUAUCCCUGGGGCUUACUACUUCUCCUUCACGGUGGGAAAGUUCCCGCACAAAGACCUGUCUGUGAUGCUGAUGAAGAACAGAAACGAGGUGCAGGCCAUCGUGUACGAGGAGAACGCCGGCGAGGAGAGGAAGGUGCAGAGCCAGAGCGUUAUGCUGCAGCUGGAGUUCGGUGACACUGUCUGGCUCCGUCUCCAUGGUGACCCUCGCUAUGCGCUCUACAGCAACACCGGACACUACACCACCUUCAACGGUUACCUCGUCUAUCCCGACACCUACGGCUACCAGACGCACCACCAUCAACACCGUCCUACCUACAACUCCCAGCAGCCCCAGCUGAACGGUAACCAGGCCACGGAGCACGUCGGGCCUGGAAUGAGGGACACGGCGGUAGAGGAGAAGGAGCUGCAACAUAGGGAGGAAGAAGAGGAGGAGGACGACGAUGAGGAGGACGAUGACCAGAGAUCUGCCUUCUCUGUGGGGCGCACCCAAAGCAUCGUGGGAGUAGACCAAGUGGGCAUGCCGCAGCAUCAGCCGGUCAGCUUCGACACGGCGUUCGUCAACAUCGGAGAAGACUUUAACGUGACUGAGGGGGUGUUCACCUGCCGUGUUCCCGGGGCCUACUACUUCUCCUUCAACGUGGGCAAACUGCCCCAGAAGACGCUGUCGGUCAAGCUGAUGAAGAACCGCCUGGAGGUGCAGGCGAUGAUCUACGACGACAGCCAGGGCGAGAAAGCUCUGCAGAGUCAGAGCUUGAUGAUGUCGCUGAAGCCGGGAGACACCGUCUGGCUCUACUCCCACCAGAGAGAUGGCUUCGGGGCUUACAGCAACCACGCCAAGUACAUCACCUUCACCGGCUUCCUGGUUUACCCAGACCCCCCACCUACCGCUACCACUACCACCACCACCAGCCAAUCAAAUGCAGACAAGAAGCCCUAGCUGCAGCACAUGAGCGAAGGACUGAACAUUGUGGGAGGAAUUCAUGCAAGGUGGAAGAGUCCGUGAAAGGCGUUGUGCGGUUCCUGUGCCGAGUGGAGAAAACUGGAAAUGACUGUUGUUUUGUGGUCGUCUGACGCUUCCUCUUCAUAUGAAUUCCUUCGCAAAGUCACAGGGACCUUGGACUGAGUGUAAAUGAAUGAAUGGCUCCCCGGUAUUUGACUUCAUCUCACUCAAAUUUUGGACCUUGAAUGACAGUAAUGUGAACACUAACUGAAUAGUUUGCUCAAUGAUGAAAACUCGGUCAUUACUCGCUCACCUCUGUGUCAGGCAAUGUCUUAUUGAAGUUAGAACGACCCCUUCAAUACGCCGGGAGUUCGCUCCUGUGGCGUCAUAUUUACAGUGCCCCAUGAUCAAAACAUUUUAAAAACUAAAUGAUUGCACUACGGAUCCAAAAGUCCACGAAUAUCCUUCAGAGGAGCCUUCGAAUCGCUGCUCACAUCUCUGAUUAAAGCAAAAAAACGGCAAUUCAGUCUGAUUAACAGGCGUGAAGGAAUGAUGAUUAAAAACGUGUAUGCACAUUUUAUGCUCUUUUUUUUUAAGCCGUAGCUGUAUUAACAGCAGUAGUAAGAGAGUUUGAAAGUCCUACAUACUCUCCUUGAGUUUUGACUGACAUGAAGGUGAGGAGAUAAUCACAGUUUUCAUUUUUAAGUGAAAUAUUCCUUUAAGUGCAUUUUGUUAUUAUUAUCCUCGUCAAAGACUCGGUGUUUCUACUCGUACGUAUCACGUGUCAUCUUGCUUUCUUUAUGUCUUUAGAGGCAUGUGAAAAUGAUAUGAACAGCGUGUUUUGUGUCAAAAUCUUUUUUCUUCAUUCUGGAGCGUUUCUCACCCCCGAUACUCGGCCGCAGCAGGAGCCGAGGACAACGGGACGAAACCGACUUUGACUUACUUUUGUAACAAAAAAAAACAACAAAAAAAAAAGUGCAGACUCCAUAUCCAUCCCAUACAGACUAUUGACCACAUGCCGCCUCCGGGCCUGCGGGGAUCUGGACCUCAUAAUUUGAUUUCUAAUUCUAGCAGCGUUUAAUUCAUUUCUUCAGAUGGCAACCACUGUGGGGAAAAUUGAAUUGCUUCUCCCAGGCCACAGUAAUAAGCACGUCUGUUUAAUUUCACACUGCCGGGAGAAAGAUGAUGAUGUUCAAAUUGUGAUGAACCUUGACUUUAUGAAAUCACCCUCUCUGCUGGAGAGGCACCAUCUCAAGUGAUUCUACUUCACUUUGACUUAACAUUUGCAUUUUUUUUUAUGUAUGAGAUGUGAAGUUUUGAUGUAAACAACAAGCUGAGGCAAUUUCACAACUUUAAUAUGAAACAAGCUUCUAAAGUUAUCAAUUUUAAUGAUUUCGACUACAUUUUUAAAGGGCCAGUUUACCUAUAAUUUUUGCCACCACCUCAAAACAAUCAAUAAUUUCAUGUUAACAAUUGAUCAAAGCUAUCAAAGCUAUUUGGAAUAUGAAUGGAGUUGCUUAUAUUUACAAAUUUAACCAAGAAUUAUCUCUCAACUCUGCAGCUCCUCUCAGCUUUACGGAGCGUUUUAGCAUCUUUCAGCCUUAUGUUUUAAUUUUACAGCAAUUUACUGUUUCAGUUCAGUCUCACAGCCACAAAAGGCUGCUGUUGUCAGUGAAGAAGCUCCCUGCCCAGCACCAAACGUCAGACAAAGUCAGCGUCUGACUGGUUAACAUGUGUGUGUGUGUGUGUGUGUGUGGAGCAUUUAGCAGCUGUGGGAAUCACUUAGCUGCUUCAUGAUCCAACACGUGGACAUGCACGCUUGAAAGUCUCAUUAAAAAUAAAUAUCACAGACAGAUAGUGGAAAGUGAUAUUAUACUCUACUUGUCUGUAAAUAAUUCUUUAAAAGCACAGCAUUCAUUCAGACUGAUGCACUAUAGUUAAAGCACAUUUAAAAUGGUCCAAUCAGAUUACAUCCAGAUAAAUCUGAAGAUAUGACCGUACAGUACAGCACAGUACAGUCAGAGAGGUGAAAAGCUGAGUUUUAGAAAUCUCUGACCUCACAGUGAUCUCUUUGGCACCGGUGGGGGGGGGAACGUCCUCGCACCUUCUCUGAAAACUAAUAACGUGGAGAGAGUCUCCAGCUUCACACUCGCACCAGGCGGCUCCUUCACCACGGUCUCACUAAUGGAUAAUUUCCUGUCCUUUACGGCUGCAGUGACUUCUAAGAAAGUGACAAAACUUUAGACAAUGAAAUGCUAAUUUUCUUCUUUUUUUUUCACAGUAUGAAAUUAUACUGCGAGUGUGCCUCAUUUCAGAUAAUAAUGUAUUUUGUCACAGUCUAACCCAUGGUGGUUUUUUCUAUUUCAGCCUCAGUAAGUGAGCAGCGGCACAGAGGUCGGACCUGUGAUUGCUUCAGUGUUACUGUGAGACAGACAGACCCCACCCGGUUCAGUAUAAUCGGUCUGUGAAGGUGAUUCGAGCAUAACUCAUCUGACAUACUCAAGAAGCACUUGUGUGAUGCAUGCAUAUAUCUAAAAAAAAAAAAAAAAUACAAUGAAUUAAAAGAUGAUUGCUGAACAGCUUCACAGGCCCCCGUCGACGCCUGUUACUGUGUAUUUUUAUCGAUACGUGAAUUAUCUUGUACAGUAUUUGACAAAUUGUUGGAUGUGUCUGGUCUGUGCUUCUUUGUUUCUGAUAACUCUGAAGAAAGAUUGUGUUGUAGAUGUCGAGCGGACAUGGAUCAAAAUGUCAUUAGAAGUACUUCCCGGUUAUUGAUUUGUCUCGAUCAAACAGAAGCAGAUUGUACUUUUCUAUGAUUUUGAGCUCCAGAAGCACAAACCAGAGUAAAAACGAUUCUGGAAUAAUAAGUAAAAUAAUAUCAAAAAAACAUUUUGACCCAUGUCUUGUUUCAGUAGUCUGGCUCAUGUCGAAAUGUUUUGAAUAUUUCUUACAUGUAAAAUGAAUGCUUCAAUGACAAAUGUUUGACAAAAUUAAAAAAGAAAGA
This is a messenger RNA of Thunnus maccoyii (southern bluefin tuna), 4292 nucleotides long. It is a transcript of the gene c1qtnf4, whose product is annotated as C1q and TNF related 4. Bases 125 to 1285 code for a protein of 386 amino acids. The transcript is spliced from 3 exons. Gene Ontology annotation, molecular function: protein binding. Lineage: Eukaryota; Metazoa; Chordata; Actinopteri; Scombriformes; Scombridae. The record is from RefSeq and is a predicted model, not a curated record.